This is a messenger RNA of Scylla paramamosain (green mud crab), 2000 nucleotides long. RefSeq names its product fibrocystin-L-like. The coding region runs from base 957 to 1451 and encodes 164 amino acids. The record is from RefSeq and is a predicted model, not a curated record. NCBI's taxonomy places the organism in Eukaryota, Metazoa, Arthropoda, Malacostraca, Decapoda, Portunidae. The transcript has 6 exons.
UAUUAUAGAUUUAAGUUCAUGACCAAAAAAGCUAUAUUUAUAUAUGUGAUGUCUGCCAGUCUUUCUCUAUGGAAUCAUAAUUAAGUGUGAAUUUAUAGGUAAGCGUAAUAAAGUGUUUUAAGUGUUUCCCAGCUAGAUAUAUUCAGUUGCUGGCCACUGCAAGGCCAUUGGCCCAACAGUCUCCGCUGCUGGCCCUGGGCGUUAAUACCUUUGACCUGCUGAUCCAGCUGGCGAGGGGGGGGCGUACACCCCUCACUACAGCCUGCAGUCACCCGCCUCACUUGUGCCUUCCUGAAGGAGGCAGGGCAGCCACCAAGCCUGUGGUUGGCUCACAGGAAGCCCCCAGAGCAUAAAAGUGACGAUGCAGGGGCAUCAUUGCAGCCCUAGAGAGGAAGAGGAACAUGGCUGAAGACUUGGUUAAAAGAUUAGUCAAAUAUAGGAUUGAAACAGAUCUUUAAAGUGUUCACAGCAAUUCGGCUUUCAUUUGUAAACAAAGAGCAGACAGCUAGGAAGAUGACACCAGCAGCGGCAGGCGGCGACAGGCAGUGUGACACCGUAGCCCUCCGCUCUGCCUGACAUGUGCUGCGUGCCACGCAACCAAACUCAAGUGGAACAUGCACUGUUACAUGUACCAGAUUAUCGGACACGCCUAACAAGUGUGGCGCCAUUCGUAAGGCAACAAAACUGCUUGUCUUGAAAGAAAGUCCAGUGACAGAGACAACCUUGGCCAGUGUUGUGUUCGCUUCCUGACAGGGCGGGGAUUGUGACCAGGAAUUUGUCCAGCUUCCUCUUUGCCUUGGAAAGUGCAUUCCUGGCUGAGUGUGGUGCGUGUGCCUGCUUCUUGUGUGGUGGUGCUGCUGCUGCGUGAAGCCUCUGCCGUGGGAACCCACCACAAAUAGCUAAUGGAUUCUGUAUGACGGGAUCAGCAGCAGACAGAAUUCCAGUGAUGUAUUAACAUGCCUAGGCAGUGCAGUGCAGACUCCAAGGCUCCCCAAGUAUACAGCAUUGUUGUGUGUGUGGAUGGGGUGUGUGUGCCAGACUCCUCACACUCUGUAUUGUAUCGCUGGGCAAGGUCACCUACUAUUGAGACAGUAGCUCUUCUUUGGUCAUUGCCAGGCUCUCUUUUGGAUCUUCAUGGCAGUUUCCACAACAGCAAACACUGCAAGCUUGACCACACUGAUCUUGUCUCCAGUGAAGCUAAGAGUGGGAAUGUUUUUACCAAGGCCUUUGUUGGAGGCGUCCCCUGUGAUAUAGUGGAUGACAACCUGGAGCUCUGUGACACACUGACAAGGGAGAAGGUUACUUGUCGCUCCAAGGCUAAGCUGGUCGGCCCCAUGAAUGUCACUGUCUGCGUUACCGGAAGAGGCGCGUCUGAAGUGACCAAGAUAGGAAGGUACUUGGACUCCCAGGACAGGCUGUACCAGUUCCUCACAUAUGCUGUGAUGUGCUGAGUUGGGCAGGAAUAUGAGAUGUAAGCAUUGGUGACCACUCAUGCUUGCCCACCCCACUGAUUGACAACCUUGGUGAACUUUGGAUUUUUGAAAGUAAGGACUUCCCCACUAUCUUGAUUGUCUGGUGCAGUUUGGCCAGGUGAUCACCAGCAUUGGCAGAAGGUUUAAAAGUAUGGCAAUUAAGCAUAUGAUACAGCAACAUCAGAAAAUGUCUGUUUCAUAUAAUUCCCCACUGGAGCUUCUCUAUUCCACUUGAUUGCCAUUGCUUUAUGUGAAAUUGACUAGGUUUAAAUGUGAUAAAUGCACCUCAAACAUUUCAGAUUUAGACAAACUCGAUAUAUGCAUCAUUAAUGCACUCCCCUUGAAAAAUCUUUGGUGCCUGAAAAAUAUUGCAUUAUAAUUUGAGAGAUGAAGGGCUACAUGUAGUACAAUCAGCAAACAAGUUAUUUUGCAUAUCUACGGACAUAAGUUUUUUUUAUUUACUCAUGAGGACUAUGGUCACAGGUUUCCCUCUCUGUUUAGCAGUCUUAACUCUUUAUGAUGUGUCAC